Molecule: messenger RNA, 3447 nt
Organism: Trachemys scripta elegans
Lineage: Eukaryota; Metazoa; Chordata; Testudines; Emydidae
Product: zinc finger protein 883-like
Exons: 4
Coding region: 1326-2924 (532 amino acids)
Biological process (GO): regulation of DNA-templated transcription
Molecular function (GO): RNA polymerase II cis-regulatory region sequence-specific DNA binding; DNA-binding transcription factor activity, RNA polymerase II-specific
Source: RefSeq, a predicted model, not a curated record
UUGAAACAAAUCAAUCUUUGCAGACGACUUUCUUAACAAAAAAAAAAGGUCCAUAUCUGACAUGCUAGGAAAAGGAUUUGGACUGACAAAUUACCCCAGAGGAACAGGGGUUGAUCUGGGAAAGAGCAGCAACUGUAGCAUGAUACAAGAAAAUGUCUUUAAGAUACUGCUUCAGUGGUACUUCACGUCGGUCAGAUUAAAAAUAGAGAUUGAAUGGGGAUAAAUGUUGGAAAAACCAUGAUGAAAGAGGAGGUUGUAUGUAUGUAGGGUGGAACAUUGGGAUACAAUUUGUAAUAAAUAUCCAACAAUUUGUGAAGUUUGAUUAUGAAAGAUCCUCUGAUAAUCCUUCUAGCAAAAAUGGUCACACAAACAGAAUGCAGAAUUAAUCUCUCAUCUGCUAGUAGCUGCUAAGAUACUGCUAGCCUCCCAUCAGGAAAAUAAAUAGUCCAAAUCUAGAGAACUGGUUCAAAAAAUGUGGCAGAUUAUGGAAAAAUUAAUGCACCAAUUAUAUACUCAGCAAAACAGACAAAGGACACUUAGAUAUUUGGUUACCAUUUAUUCAAUACUCAAAGUACAUUCUCCGGCAAAAUACCAGUGCACCUGUCCAAUUUUUUUGAAUAUUACUAUUUGAUAGACAGGCCUGGCUUGUUCAAUAUGUGCAAUCAGAGAUUUCACUGUCUGUGAUAAAAUCAUAGAACCCGCGUUCUGUGGGUAUUGGAAAGAGACUUGCUCUGUCAGUGGUAGCACCCUGUGAAAUGGAGAGAGCUGAUUUAUUGUAUGACUAGGUUGUUCUAAAGAAGAGCUCACUGUUGUAAUGACUGUUUUGUCUCCAACGUUUACAUGGCAGAGAUUUGUAAACCUGUUAAACCUUCCUAAAUAAAUAGUUAGAGAAGAUUGUGAGUGGCCGAGGAGGGAACAUCUGUCCCUACAGUGGCGCUGCUAUCAAAGGGCCUGGGAGAAGCUCUGUUCAGCACCUUGGAGUCUACAGGCAGAAGGAGACUCGCAGCACUUGGAACCCUGUCCCUGGAAGCACAGCACUGUUCCUCGCAUGCAGAAAAGGAAAUUGGAACGAAUGUGGAUUUGUCCCUAUUCCACAGCUAGCAUGGAAGAGUGCAUCAAAGGGUAGAGCACAAGUCAGAGGUGCAGGGAUCCCAAACUCACAAGACUCAACGCUCUUGUCAACCCAUGCCACCUACCUGCAGAAAUCAAGAAAGCUUCCAACACCUCCAUCUCCAGACAGGAGUGCACCUCCUUUCCUGCAAGAAGGUUGGUGGUGAUUGGACGUCUAACAUAGUGAAUGCCAGUGAAAAUGAGCAGAUGGGAUCAUGAGUGAGAAGGAGGCGGAGAGCCCUCUGCAGGGAGGUCCUGAGGAAGAGGGUAGACCCAAAGGGAACAUCCCCCAGGAAGUUGGCUCAGACAGUCCUGGCGGGUCGGAGUUGCUGGGGGGAAACAACAGAGAGCAGCAGCCCCUGGGCAGAUCCCCGCUCUGGGGGAGAGGGCUCCAAUUCAAAGAGAAACGCUACAACUGCACUGACUGUAACAAGAGCUUCAGCCAGAGCUCCCACCUCAUCCGGCACCAGGGCACCCACACUGGCGAGCGCCCCUACAAGUGCUCUGACUGUGGGAAGAGCUUCACCCAGAACUCCAACCUCGCCCAGCACCAGCGGGUGCACACAGGCGAGCGCCCCUACCAGUGCCUUGACUGCGACAAAAGCUUCACCCAAAGCUCCCACCUGACGGAGCACCAGCGCGUGCACCAGGGUGUCAAGCCCUACAAGUGCACCAACUGCAACAAGAGCUUCAGCCAGAGCUCCCACCUCCUGCGGCAUCAGGGCACCCACACGGGCGAGCGCCCCUACAAGUGCCCCGACUGCGGGAAGAGCUUCAGCCAGAACUCCAACCUGGUGCAGCACCAGCGCAUCCACACGGGUGAGCGCCCCUACAAGUGCGGAGAGUGCGGGAAGAGCUUCAGCUGGAGCUCCAACCUCAUCGAGCACCAGCGCGUGCACACGGGCGAGCGGCCAGACAAGUGCCCCGACUGCGGGAAGAGCUUCACCCGCAGCUCUGCGCUCAUCCAACACCGGCGCAUCCACAAGGGGCUGAGGCCCUACAAGUGCACACAGUGCGGGAAGAGCUUCAACAAGAGCUCCCACCUCAUCCGGCACCAGGGCACCCAUGCCGCUGGAGAGCUGCCCUGCACGUGCGCCAGUUGUGGGAAGAGCUUCACCCGGAGCAUCCAGCAGAGGCCACGGCCACACCACUGUGCUGAGUGUGAGACACGCUUCUCCCGCAUUGCUGGCAGCCAGCCGCGAGCUGAUGUGGCAGUGAAGCCCUACAAGUGCGGGGAAUGUGGUAGGAGCUUCGGGCGCAGCUCAUAUCUGGUGCAGCACCAGCGUAUCCACACGGGCGACAGACCCUACAAGUGCGGGGACUGCGGGAAGGGCUUCGGGGUCAGUGCCCACCUCACCCGGCACCAGCUCAGCCAUGCAGGUGACCGGCCCUACCGAUGUCCCCAGUGUGGAAAGACCUUUGGGGAGAGCACAAAGCUGUUGAGCCACCGGCUGAGCCAUGCGGGUGAGCGCCCCUACCAGUGCCCUGACUGCAAGAAGAGCUUCUGCAAAAGCUCCCACCUGGUCAGCCACCAGCGCACCCACACUGGAGAGCGGCCCUACCACUGCACCAUCUGUGGCAAGAGCUUCUGCCAGAGCUCCCACCUCAUCCGACACCAGGGCACCCACACGGGGGAGCGCCCCUACAAGUGCUCCGACUGCGAGAAGAGCUUCACCCAGAGCUCCAACCUCGCCCAACACCAGCGCAUCCACACAGGGGAGCGCCCCUACCAAUGCACUGACUGCGGGAAGAGCUUCAGCUGGAGCUCCAACCUCAUAGAGCACCAGAGAACCCACCUAGCACAGAAACCCUGAACAUGGGGCUGGCCAACGUGUCUGUUUGCUGAGCAAGCUCCCAACAUUGCAAUAAACAGCAUGGGGCCAGCAGGACACUUAAUAGGGGGAGAAAUUACUGAGUGUACAAUGCUGAAGACUAGAAACCUUCCCCAGGAGUUAGACUUCACACUGCCAGCGGCGGCUGCCCGCCCCAGCCUCGCCUGUUGCAAGAUCCGGGAGAUGAUCCCACUUGCCACAGGAGCUAAGGAACCUGUAAUAAGGCAAGUCUAAGGGGGUCUAACUUAUGCAUUCUUUCAACCUCAUAUGGACAGGCUGUCUACAUAGACACUGGCAGACAGAGUGCAGGCCAUUUCAGUCCCAUGGGCAGCUCCCCUAGCAUUUGUUUCUUCUUUUUGUCUGUUCUGGCCAAACUCCAUCCCAGGAUUUUAAUUCCUGUUGGACAUCUAGAUUCUAUUCCCAUUUUUUUUAAAUUUGCUUUUAAUACUAUAUUUCCUGUUGUAUUGCAGUCUCUCCCCAUAUGAAAUAAAACCUGUCCAGCAUA